Electrophorus electricus (electric eel) is the source of this 1335-nucleotide messenger RNA. RefSeq names its product Tax1 (human T-cell leukemia virus type I) binding protein 3 (gene tax1bp3). Gene Ontology annotation, cellular component: basolateral plasma membrane; adherens junction; postsynaptic membrane. Gene Ontology annotation, molecular function: protein kinase binding. Lineage: Eukaryota; Metazoa; Chordata; Actinopteri; Gymnotiformes; Gymnotidae. The record is from RefSeq and is a predicted model, not a curated record. Gene Ontology annotation, biological process: establishment or maintenance of epithelial cell apical/basal polarity; neurotransmitter receptor transport postsynaptic membrane to endosome; cell-cell adhesion.
CCAAAGCUCCUCGUCCUAAGUCUAGUAGCCAGCUCGCUAGCUAAGAGUUUGGAUUUGACUGUUCGUAGAUUGAGGGGAAUUUUUAAAAUUAUUAUUAUUAUGUCUUACAUACCUGGACAACCUGUCACAGCUGUAGUGCAACGGAUUGAGAUUCAAAAACUGCGUGAUGGUGACAAUUUAAUAUUGGGUUUUAGUAUUGGAGGUGGGAUUGAUCAAGAUCCUGGUCAGAAUCCAUUCUCUGAGGACAAGACAGACAAGGGUAUCUAUGUUACAAGGGUGUCAAAAGGAGGGCCAGCAGAUGUUGCGGGCCUCAUGACUGGGGAUAAAAUAAUGCAGGUUAAUGGGUGGGAUAUGACUAUGGUGACCCAUGACCAAGCGCGUAAAAGGUUAACGAAAAAGAAUGAAGAUGUGGUUAGGCUACUGGUGACCAGAAAGUCUCUGGAGGAUGUAGUCAGACAGUCCAUGAUGCCACACUAAUAUAAAUUUGGAAUUCAGUUUGAAUGUUAUUUGUUAAUCAUGCCUAUACAAUAUGAAUAUUAUAUAUACAUUAAACUUAAGCCAAAGAAUGUUAUAAUUUCCUUUUAUUAUCUCAGACAUACUGGAUCUUUUACUUAGGGCUGGAUCUGCAGACACAGAUUACAUCUAGGGAUAAACUCAAAACCAUGUUUCAGCCUAGAGUCUACACUGACUGAACAGUUUUUUUAAAAUAUGUUGUCUCAUAUCAGCACUUGCAUCAUGAUUUAUCUGUGCAUCAGAAAAGAUUUACACUUUUGCAUUCCAUUGCUUGUCAGUUGCAUAGGGUUAAUCUUGCAAAGCAUGUGCUUCAACAUUUAUAAAUGAUUAAUGAGUAAAACAACAUUUUGCAGCAGUGUUACAAUGGGUUUGUGGACACUGACACUAUUAGAUUACCAGGGCUAUAAGCAGCUGCACAUAAAACACCUUCAUCACUUUAUUGUCUUUAGUUUCCAUUGUCUUCUAUAAUGUCCCAAGUUAAGCUAGGAAGCAUCAGCUCCUCUUAAAGACCACUAAUUUUUUCCAUCAUUUAAUAUAAGAUGCCUUUUGUUUUUCAUGUCCUACUUGUGUGCUUGAUAGUUUGACAUUUGUUUGUAGAAAUAAUUCGUGUAUGUCCCAAACCUUAUGCCACUGUACACUACCAUGAUAACGUUACAGUUUUAUUGGUGCCAAACUGUGAUGCUGUUUAGUUUGUAAUUGGUGACUUUUACAGGUUACCCCCUUUAUGGUUUUUAAAUCAUUCUUGUUUGAAGUCUUUUUGAUAGAUUUUGGCAUUUGACGAUUUUUUUUUUUCCACUUCAAUAAACAUGCAAAAAAAUUGUA